GGAAAAUUUCCUUGAGAGCGGCGAAAGCUUCAGCGUAGACGAAGAACGUCGUUUGUGAAGAAUAACGACCGGUGAAAUUCCAUUUGCGCAAAUGGCUUCAGUUCAAGAAGAACAUGCUUUGCGACAAGCCGCUUUGGCGUGCGAAGAAGGAACUGGACAAAACCACCAAACAGUUCUACAAAAGAGAAAGAAAGCAGCACCAUGUGGGAGUAGUAUUGCAAAGAAAAAGAGGGUGAUUAAUAAGGGGAUUCAAGUGCAAGUGCAGCCUGAUGGAGACAAGAUUACUGGGCUCAUGCAGUUCCGUUCUAAACUUGAGAAACAAAAGACUUUGAGCAUGCAGCGACAGGAAAUUAGGAGCAAAUCAAGACAUGACUUCCAAGGUGCAUUUAUAGAAGACAAUUUAGGACUUGAGUUGAUGGAAAAAGAAGUAGAGAGAAGGUUGAAAAAGGAAAAUGAAAAAGUUGCUGCAUCCAAGAAAUCCAGGAGCAUAUCAAGAGGCCAAUUGAAAGGAUCUAAGGCUGCUCGUGGAAAGAGAAGCACUGGUCAAGAAAGUGGUGAAAGAAGGAGGAGUGGAAGGAUAAACAAGGAGACAGAAGUGUGCAAUGAAAACGUUAAUGAUGUGGUGGUGCCUGAUACCGAAGAUGGCAGUGAGGCAGACAUUCAUGAAUGUGAGGAAGCUGGCAGUGAUGAAGAUUUUGUGAAUUUACCAAAACAAGUGGUGAGAAAGGAAAAAGAGCGUGCGGGCAGACCAAAGAAGAAGGAGAAGCGGGCUGUUGUGAAUGACUUGAAGGUUCAGUACCACAGCCUCUACACUAGAUCAUCACCGAAUGUGGUGAUGAAUGCUAUUUCGAAAUUGAGUCACAAACAGCGAGAACAAGUGCGUGAAGUUGGAUUUGGGGCUUUGUUAGACCUAGGAAUCAGAGAGUUGCCGUCUAAGCUUGGUUAUUGGAUUGUGGACAACUUUGACCCAAUUAGUUGUUCACUGAAGUUAGGUAAAGGUAGGAAAAUUCACAUCACAGAAGAAGAUGUGGAGCUGGUUUUGGGAUUUCCACGCGGUGACAAAGCAGUGUUAAAAAGGGGGAAAGGAGAUAAAAGCGAAAUGCUGGAUGAGUGGAGGGCUUCUUUCGGAGGAAAGGAUAAAGUUUUGCCAAUAGAGGUGGUGCGUGAAAUACUAAGAUGUGAGGAAGGUGGAGAAUGCUUUGUGCGAAACUUCAUAAUUCUCGUUAUAUCGACCUUGAUAGAGAAUACAAGGAACGGAUAUAUAAACUGCUCCUUCAUAAACAAUUUGAAGGACACAAAAGGAAUCAAAGAUUUAAAUUGGUGUGAAUAUGUGAUAAAGGCUCUAAUUGAGAAGAAAAGAGAAUGGGCUAAGGGAAAGGAAAAGGCAUUCACUGGUCCGCUCCUUUUCUUGAUGGUGUUGUAUGUGGAUAGGGUGGAAGUAUAUAGAAGAAGUGUGCCUAGGAAGGUUCCCGCUAUAAUGGGAUGGAGCACACAGUUAUUGAGGGAGAGGGAAUCUGAAGAAGUUGAGGCUGGAGGAUUUGGGUUAGGGUAUGUAGAUGAGAAGAUGACAAUGAACCAAGGGACGGGGAAAACUGUCACCGCAGAAGAGAGAACCGAGGAUGUGGGACAGCCCUCGACGACAACGGGUGCAGAAGAGGACGUUAUGCAACGCUUUGCUAAUAAGACCAGCUUAUUUGUUAAGACAACGACUGACAUCAUGAAUAUGUUAGAUGCAUCUCCCGAUGUACUUCGUGGCAGUGAAGAGUUGAAAGAGUUGGGGCAAGCGGCGAAUAUGCUCAUGGCUGUUUUACAGAAGAAAAAUUCUCCGGAUUUUGCCACACCUACACAGAUGGACAGGGAGAUGGAGGUGUUUUGGUCAAACCCAGUCAACCUUGAAAUAUUGGCUGAAGCUGAGGUGGACGGUAUAAAGAGAACAAAGGUUCUUCAAAGGAGGAAAGAUAUGCCAAACUUUAGUAUAGGUCUGACACAAGACGAUCCCCCAAAUGAAGUAAGCGGUGAUGCUCUGAUGGGGUUCGAGAAGAACAAUAUAAAUGAAAAGGGGAAGGGAAAAGCCGAUGCAAGUGUGCAGAUGCCUUUAAAUGAGCAAAUGGUAGCAGUUGGUGGUCAAUCAAGCUCAAAUAUUAAUCAUGUGCUGGAUAUCAGAAAGGACAUUGAAGAGACAGAAGAAUUGGGCCAGCUAAGAAGAAAACAAACGGCUGCAGCAACCCAGAAAUCACCCUACGUAAGAAGAGUUAUUGAUCUAAGUGCUGCAAUAACGAAAGAUGAACGCGCCAUGAGUGAUUGGAUACUUCUAGACGUAGCUGGAGAUGGGAAUGAGGUUAUUUUCAAAGCCCUUGACCAAUUGCAGCUUACCCGCGGGCAACUGAUGAGCAUCAAGGAUGGUCGACACAUCGAGGAAAGUGUAAUCAAUACCUGGGCAUUCAUUCUUAACUGUAAAGAGACAGUUAGAAGCAGUGAGUCUACAAGUAGAUUAUUUGCUAAAGUCUUGCCUUGUCUUGACACACAGGCGGACCUAGGAUUGAAUGAAGACCGUGCUUACACACUUUUUGUGGAAGCCAUUGAGUUUGGGUUGGAGGCAAUUAAAGAGCACACUGCACUUUCAAAAGUUGAUUUGUUCUUCUUCCCGAUAAUGCAAGUGCAUCACUGCUAUGUAAUUUGUCUGAAUACUAAGCUGAAGCGUGUGGAUAUCAUUGACAGUUCAUCAGCUAGCGUACGCAAAUUUGAUAAAUACGGGGAAAUGCCUCAAAACGUGGUAUGAAAUAAAAUUAUGUAACUAGUACUUGUGGUAAGGUGCAUUGUCGUUCUAAUUUUGUAAGUGAUAAAUGAAAAUUACAAGGCUAAGCAAAACUUUGUGCAGAUAAAUAUGUUUGUGAAGUACAUGGAUUCAAGGAAUCUGAUGACCAAAUCUGAUAAAGUGAGGAAGGCAACACCGAAGAGGCUAGGAAUGGAGUGGAGGCAGACGAAGAACAUUUAUGACUAUGGCAUCUUCACAAUGCGGCAUAUGGAGACAUAUCAAGGUCAAGGCUUGCAAGGAUGGAAUAUUGGGCUAAAGGAAACCGACACCAAGCUGGUAGGGACGUUACGCGUGAAGUACAUUUCUGCAAUUCUACUGAAUGAGAAGAAUGACUACAUGCAUUCAAACUUGCUGAAGGCAAAGAAUUUUCUCAAGAAAGCUAAAGAAGAGAAUGAAAAGGUGGGAGAGAAGAAGAAGGGAGCAGCGCCCAAUUAAUCAAUUCAGCGAAAUUUGAAGUUGACAUCAGUUUGACUAUAUUAAAAUUACAGUUUACAAUGACUUAUUCACAUUAUUUUUAAUAAAAAACAUAUUUAUGCUUACUAUUUGUGUGUGAAAGUUGACGUUGAAUAUAGUUGGUUUUAAUAUAUGUUCCAGG
This is a messenger RNA of Cuscuta epithymum, 3410 nucleotides long. The record is from the annotation of a GenBank genome assembly. NCBI's taxonomy places the organism in Eukaryota, Viridiplantae, Streptophyta, Magnoliopsida, Solanales, Convolvulaceae.